AGUUUAAAUUUACACAAAAUGAUUCGUGAAUUCGACCGUUCAGACCGCCGGUUUCUCACUUUUCCGGCCGUCCAUCCCUGCGAAAGCAUAUCUCCGGCGAUUCUACUCAAUUCCCUAAUAUCAUCUUCACGUAAACUAAUCAAAUUCAAUUCAAAACUCUUUUCAAGCCAGAAACGAAAAGUCCGUGAAACUCUUCGUCAGAUUACAAUCCUAUCAAUCUUCUUCGACGAAAUCAGUGCCGGCGCCGGCGCCGGCAAUGAUUCAAUUACCCUAUGUCUUUCCGAGCUUCAUCAUGCAUUCCAGAAAGUUCAAUUCUUGCUUGACGAUUGUUCAUUAGAAGGUGCUCGGUUAUGGAUUUUAAUGAAAUCCCAUUUCGUUUCAACUCAGUUUCGAGUUUUAAUCCGAUCAAUUUCGACUGCUCUUGAAGUUCUUCCGAUGGGUUCGAUUGGAUUAUCGAGGGAAGUUAUUGAGAUUGUUGAAUUGGUCGGGAAGCAGGGGAGGAAGGCGAAAAUGGAGAUGGAUCGUGAAGAUGAAGUUGUAAUGAAUCGGGUGAUUCUGAUAUUGAAUCAAUUUGAGAAUAGAUUUGAACCUGAUAUCAGUUUCAUCAAAUCGGUUUUGGAUUAUUUGAAAAUUCGGACUUGGAAGGAUUGCCAGAGUGAAAUUAAGUUCUUGGAGAGACUUAUUGGAAGUGAAUUAGAAUGUGAAGUGACUCUGUUGAGUAGUUUGAUCGGGUUCAUGUCUUAUUGCAGGGGAAUUGUGUUUGAAACAGGGGAAUAUGGUGAAAAUGGAAUAGAGGAACGAGGGCAAAUCGAGCUGCCCAAUUUCCUUAACACCGAGGAUUUCGUCUGCCCAAUAUCGCUCGAGGUUAUGACCGAUCCGGUCGUAAUCUCCACCGGGCAGACAUACGAUCGAACCUCGAUUGGAAAAUGGCUAAAAGCCGGAAACUUGAUUUGUCCUAAAACAGGGGAGAAGUUAGUCACUACCGAAUUAGUACCUAAUUCAUCUCUAAAGAAACUCAUCCAUCAAUUCUGCUUCGAUAAUGGAAUCUCCAUCGCGAAAUCUAGAAACAGAAAUCGCGAUAUAACGCGAACCAUCCUCCCGGGCAGCCCUUCUUCGGCUAUGGCAAUCGAAUUUCUAGCCGAGUUUCUCGUUGACAGGCUCUGUUUUGGGACAGACGAUCAAAGGAAGAAGGCGGCCUAUGAAAUUCGAUUGCUAGCCAAAACAAACAUAUUUAACCGGUCGGUUUUGAUCAAUGCCGGAGCUGUAUUUCCGCUCUUACAUCUUCUAGGAUCCUCUAAUCCAAUUGCUCAGGAGAAUUCAGCAGCCGCGCUUUUGAAGUUAUCUAAACAUGCUGGCGGGAGGAAGCCAAUAAUCGAAAACAAUGGACUCGAACCAAUCACGGAAAUUCUAAAACAUGGGUUGAAAUCAGAAACCAAGCAGAUUUCGGCUGCAAUUGUGUUUUAUCUUGCGUCGGUUAAAGAAUAUCGGAAAUCAAUAGGUGGAUCGCCGGAGCUUAUCUCAUCGUUGUUUGAGCUAGUUCGAGGAGGGACAUUUUGCAUGAAAAAGAAUUCGUUGGCGGCUAUUUUCGCACUAAUUCUACACCCCACAAACCGUGGAAAAGUUCUCGAAAUUGGGGCAUUGCCUAUUUUGUUCGAUCUUAUAACAUCUUCCCAUCCGGACGAAAUCAAGACCGAAGCUUUAGCCAUACUAUCGAUAUUAGCCGAGACAAGUGAAGGGUCGGUAACAAUUUUCGAAGGCUCGUGCUUGUCUAGGUUAAUCGACACUUUGAAUGGACAAACGACGUCAAGAUCCGCUAAGGAGUAUUGUGUAUCCACAAUUGUUUCGUUGUGCAAGAAUUUGGGGAAUGAAGUUAUCGGAUCAAUUUCGAAAAACUCGGUUUUGAUGGCUUCUUUAUAUUCAAUGUUGGCGGAGGGGACGGUAAAUGGUGGCAAGAAAGCAAGAACAUUGAUCAAGAUUCUUCAUAAAUUUUGCGAGAUGGAUUAGCUUGAUUGAAAGGUAAUAAAGUUAUCAUUUGUGAAUAAUGUAAAUACUCUUAUACUAUAUGUCCGGUUUGUUUGGAAUUCCUUUUUUUCUUAGGAAUUUGAUGGAGUCGAUGUAGUCCCUUUGGCAGGGAUGAUUCGUCUUAGCAAUUCACUCCAAACAAGGCCUUAGAUUAUUGGUUUAAGUUAUAUGGGUAGAGAAAUAAUAAUGGGAGAUUAGCUAUGGUUAUUUGGAUUAGCUAAUUAAUUGUAUCCCUUUGGUUUUGGUAUAUUUUGAUUUUCAUUGUAAGGGAUGAAUAAUUUA
Molecule: messenger RNA, 2304 nt
Organism: Impatiens glandulifera
Lineage: Eukaryota; Viridiplantae; Streptophyta; Magnoliopsida; Ericales; Balsaminaceae
Product: U-box domain-containing protein 19-like
Exons: 1
Coding region: 19-2004 (661 amino acids)
Biological process (GO): protein ubiquitination
Cellular component (GO): cytoplasm; nucleus
Molecular function (GO): protein binding; ubiquitin-protein transferase activity
Source: RefSeq, a predicted model, not a curated record